AUGGAUCCCCGGUAUUGUGCUCAAGACAUCCUAAGGUGUGACCACUGUGAGACACAUGUGGUACAAAGUCACUGCGAGUUUUGUUAUACCAACUUGUGUAAGGCCUGUGUAGGAGAGCAUCUCUCUGAUUCAACCAAAAAACAUAGAGUUGUUCCAUAUAAAGAGAGAACCUCGGCUUCUACAUGUUCUAAUUAUCCAAAAUGUCCAAAGCAUUCCAAGAACUGUGAACUUUACUGUGAGCAAUGUGACAUUCCUGUCUGUUCUAACUGUCUGUCCUCAGGUAAACAUAAAGGACAUCAUUUUUCAGAUGUUUUACAAAAACUCAGCUCCAAAACAAGAGAUAUGGAGAACGAAUUAAGAGAACUUGAGACUAAAAUUUACCCAAAAUAUGAAGAAAUUGCAGCUGGCAUAAAAACCAAGAAAGAGAACGUAGAAACACACUACGAGAAACUAACAACAGCUGUCACCAAACAAGGAGAAGACUGGCACAGAGAAAUUAACAACAUUGUCAACAAACGAACAUCUGAAUUUGAUGAGAUGAAAUCUAAACAACUGGCUGCUCUACGUGAACAUGAAAAAGAAAUCAAACACAUUACUGCAGAAGUAAAACAGAGUAUUGGUGAUCUAAAGACAAUUCUACAAUCCAAUGAUAUUUCCUUAGCCUCCGUAUACAGGUCAAGGAAUGCAGAGUUCAGAAGUUUACCUCCAGAAGUCAACAUGUCAUUACCAAGUUUCUCUCCUCGUCAGAUCAACACAGAACAGCUCCAUCAAAUGUUUGAUUCUCUGUCAGCAUUAUCCAUUACAACAGAAGAACAUGGCUACACAAUGAAGACAAAAGAAGCUGUAUCCUGUCCUCCAGUCAAACCACUGCUUGAUGAACCAGAGUUCAUCACCACCAUAGACACUGGGUAUGUCGGUCUAUACAGUGUUACCUGUCUCAGUGAUGAUAGAAUCUGGAUACGUGGAAAUGACAAAAUCAUGAAACUUUACAACCUGAAGGGUAAUUUUCUGAAGUCAAUCAAGUCAACGAACAAAACAAGCGACAUAGCAGUGACAAGGAGUGGAUAUCUAGUUUAUACUGAUCCUGAUACAAGAACUGUAAACAUAGUGAAGAAUGACAAGAUACAGGAAGUGAUCAGACUACAGGAGUGGAUACCUAGGUCAGUCUGUAGUACCUCCUCUGGUGACCUCUUGGUUACCAUGGCAAGUGAUAAUUAUAAAUAUUCAAAAGUUGUCCGUUACUCUGGCUCCUCAGAGAAACAAACCAUUCAGUUUGAUACUGAAGGUAAACCCUUGUAUUCAUUUUGGUCUAAUACGAACAUCUAUGAGAACAGAAACUUUGAUAUCUGUGUAUCUGACAAUAUAGACAAAGCCGUCGUGGUGGUUGAUAAGGCAGGAAAACUCAGAUUUAGAUACACUGGUCAUCCUUCUACUUCCAAGGGAUCAUUUGAUCCAGUCGGCAUCACAACAGACAGCCAGAGUCAGAUCCUGAUCGCAGACAGUAACAACAGCUGUAUCCACAUCCUAGAUCAGGACGGACAGUUCCUCCGUUACAUUGAUAACUGUGGUCUACAGUGUCCAUGGGGUUUAUGUGUAGAUACCAGAGACAACCUCUUUCUAGUGGCUGUAACAUCGGUUACCGUAAUGGACCCCCGGUACAGUGCUCAAGACAUCCUUAGGUGUAACCUUUGUGAGAGACAUGUAGUACAAAGUCACUGCGAGCUUUGUCAUGUCAACCUGUGUAAGACCUGUGUAGGAGAGCAUCUCUCUGAUUCAACCAAAAAACAUAGAGUAGUACCAUAUAAAGAAAGAACAUCAACUCCUAACUAUCCAAAAUGUCAAAAGCAUUCCAAGAACUGUGAACUUUAUUGUGAGCAAUGUGACAUUCCUGUCUGUUCUACCUGCAUUUCCUCAGGUAAUCAUAGAGGACAUCAUUUAUCAGAUGUUUUACAAAAACUCAGCUCCAAAACAAAAUACAUGGAAAAAGAAUUAAAAGAACUUGAGACUAGAAUUUACCCAAAAUAUGAAGAAAUUGCAUCUGGCAUAAAAACCAAGAAAGACAACUUAGAAACACACUACAGGAAACUGACAAGAGAUGUCACAGAACAGGGAGAAGACUGGCACAGAGAAAUUGACACCAUUGUCAACAAACGAAAGUCUGACAUUGAUGAGAUGGAAUCUAAACACCUGGCUGCUCUAAAUAAACAGGAAAAAGAAAUCAAACACAUUUCUGCAGAAGUAAAACAAAAUAUUGUUGACCUAAAGGAAAUUCUACAAUCCAAUGAUAUUUCCUUAGCCUUUCUAUACAGGUCCAGAAAUGCAGAGUUCAGAAGUUUACCUCCAGACGUCAACGUUUCAUUACCAAGUUUCUCUCCUCAACAGAUCAACACAGAACAUCUCCAUCAAAUGUUUGGCUCUCUGUCAGCAUUAUCCAUUACAACAGAAGAACAUGGCUACACAAUGAAGACACCAGAAGCUGUAUCAUCUCCUCAAGUCAAACCACUGUUUGAUGAACCAGAGCUCAUCACCACCAUAUACACUGGGUAUAGACUAUAUGGUGUUACCUGUCUCAGUGAUGAAAAAAUCUGUACACGUGGACAAGACAAAAUCAUGAAACUCUUCAACCUCCAGGGCAAACUACUGAAGUCAAUCCAAACCAAGUCAGGAAAUUAUCCACGUGACAUAGCAAUGACAAGGAGUGGAGAUUUAGUUUAUACUGACCCUGAAACAAGAACUGUAAACAUAGUGAAGAAACAGAUACAGGAAGUGAUCAGAAUACAAGGGUGGAGACCUCAGUAUGUCUGUAGUACCUCCUCUGAUGAGCUCCUAGUUACCAUGACAAGUGAUGAUGAUAGACAAUCAAAAGUUGUCCGUUACUCUGGAUCCACAGAGAAACAAAUCAUUCAGUUUGAUGGUGAAGGUAACCCUCUGUAUUCAUCUGGUGAUAUUAAAUACAUCAGUGAGAACAGGAACCUGGAUAUCUGUAUGGCUGACCGUGAUGCUCAUGCUGUAGUGGUGGUUAAUCAAGCAGGAAAACUCCGAUUUAGAUACACUGGUCCUCCCUCUUCUACCAAGGCAGGUUUUGAUCCUCUUGGCAUCACAACAGAUAGCCAGAGUCAGAUCCUACUUACAGACUAUGACAACAACUGUAUUCACAUUCUAGAUCAGGAUGGACAGUUCCUCCGUUAUAUUGAUAACUGUGAUUUACAGCGUCCAUGGGGUUUAUGUGUAGACACCAGUGACAACCUUUUUGUAGCUGAGUGUACCAGUGGUGUAUUGAAAAAAAUCAAAUACAUGUAAACACUGCAUUAUGUUUAAAAUGAUUGUAAAUAAGAAAAUAAUAUUAUUAAGCUUUCCAUUUAGUAAGAGUUACAUAGUUAUGGAUAUCUGAGUAUAAGGAUUAAUUUAAAAAGAAGUUUGUCAAAAGCAUAUUAUCUUUAUAUGCUAUGAAUUUUCAUUGAUUUAAAGAAGAAAUGUACUUGCACUAUUUUGAAAUCUAUUUAUAAUUCGCAAAAAAAUAAUAAAUAAGGCCUAAAAUAAAAAUUAGUUUGUUUGCAGUUGCCUACCGACCAACUGAAAAUGUGCCCGACCCAAACUU
Messenger RNA from Saccostrea cuccullata (small rock oyster), 3598 nucleotides. RefSeq lists its product as uncharacterized. The record is from RefSeq and is a predicted model, not a curated record. Gene Ontology annotation, molecular function: protein binding; zinc ion binding. Bases 1 to 3300 code for a protein of 1099 amino acids. NCBI's taxonomy places the organism in Eukaryota, Metazoa, Mollusca, Bivalvia, Ostreida, Ostreidae. The transcript has 2 exons.